AAUGAUGACCGAGGAAGGAUGUGCACCAGCGGCCAGAUCAUUGGGAGCCUCUUGGUGCUCUCUGUGCUGGAGAUAGGGCUGGGGGUGUCCAGCGUGGCCGUGGGGGCGGUCAGCUUCAGCCUGGCCCUCCGACAGCACAAGCCGCAGCUCGGAGACUCGUCCCCGGUAUGGAGCGGGGUGUGUUUUCUUCUUUGCGGCAUAUGUGGAAUAUUUUGCGCCAAAAAAAAAUCUGGACUUGUCAUGAUCCUCUUUUCUGCCUGCUGCAUCUGUGGACUCAUUGGGGGCAUACUGAAUUUUCAGUUCCUUCGGGCAGUGACGAAGAAGACGUCUUCCCUCUACCCUCUGCAUCUCGCCUCCAUGUCCCUUGCAUGCAUUGGGAUUGGCGGCUGCACCCUCUCUUCAUGGCUCACUUGUCGACUAGCCAGCUAUGAACAGAGGAGGAUGUUCUCAGAAAGGGAGCAUUCUUUGCAUCACUCACACGAAAUGGCGGAGAAAAGAUUGAGGGCUAUUGAAAUAACCGACUUGCCCAGCUGCCCGAUGGUGCCCCCGACACCAGAGUUACCUACAAGGAAGUGACAGACGGCAUGAGCAAUGGAGGACCACAACUGAUAUUUAAUGGAAGACUGUAUUAACUCAAUGUUUUAAAGAACUAAACAUUUUUUUAGGAUUUUCAUGAGGCAAGGAAAUACUGAAGGACUAGGAGAUAAAACUGAAACAGUCCUUGCAUUCACUGUUAUCUCUCCUGAACACCCACUAAAAUUAUUCUUCCUUAAUUUUGCCUCACUUACUUCUUCAGCUAUUUUUAGUGGGUGAAAAACUUUCCAGAAAUGUUCUAGUACAAUAAUCUCAACAGACUUUCCAGAUUGUUCUAAAAAAGACUUUUCAGAAAUAAAAGAAGAAGAACAGGUAAAACAUAAUGAUUCAUAUUCUACACGAGCACUAUUUGACUAGCAUGAGUGUUAGAUUUAUAAUGACAUAUUUCAUAUAAGUAAUUAAAAAGCGCAAAUAUCAAGAAAUAACAAUAAUUUAAUGUCUUUGUUUUGAAAGACGAUGGCUUCAAGAAUGCCACAAUUCAAAACCUCAGCAAUGCCUUGUUGUAAAAACAUUGUAAUUAUUUUCAAUUUGUGAAUGAAUUAUAUUUCAUAAAUUAUUUGUAAAUGACAAAAAACU
This is a messenger RNA of Hipposideros armiger (great roundleaf bat), 1170 nucleotides long. RefSeq names its product transmembrane protein 196 (gene TMEM196). NCBI's taxonomy places the organism in Eukaryota, Metazoa, Chordata, Mammalia, Chiroptera, Hipposideridae. The coding region runs from base 19 to 576 and encodes 185 amino acids. The record is from RefSeq and is a predicted model, not a curated record. The transcript has 5 exons.